GAUGUAUGCCCGUUUCAACGCCCUCCCUCCUCCCGCCCUGUUCAGACGGUUCUUCCAUGCGCGAUCUUCCAGACGCUCUUUCUUUCUCUUGGAGCUCAAAUCAUGGCUUCUUCAAAUAUUGAAACAGUUUUCUCCUAUUUGGUUAAGAAUGAGGAAUUGUACAUCCAACGUCUAGCAGAUGCUGUUGCGAUUAAAAGUGUUUCUGCAUGGCCAGAAACAAGAGGGGAAAUUGAGAAGAUGGUCAAUCAUGUUGCAGAUGAACUCAAAAAGCUUGGUGCAACUGUAGAGUUGGCUGAUAUUGGUCAGCAGACUCUACCUGAUGGAUCAAAACUACCCCUUCCUCCUGUGAUCUUAGGCAGUCUGGGUGAUGAUCCUGCAAAAAAGACUGUGUGCAUUUAUGGCCAUCUUGAUGUUCAGCCUGCUCUUCAGGAAGACGGUUGGGAUACUGAUCCUUUUGUAUUAAAAGAGAUUGAUGGAAAGCUAUACGGAAGAGGUUCUACAGAUGAUAAGGGUCCUGUGUUGUGCUGGUUGCACGUGAUUGAAGCCUACAAAGAGAAUGGAAUAGACCUGCCCAUCAAUAUCAAGUUCUGUUUUGAGGGAAUGGAAGAGUCUGGCAGUGAAGGACUUGAUGAACUCAUAGCUGAGAGAAAGGAUUCUUUCUUCAAGUCCAUUGACUAUGUUUGCAUAUCUGACAACUACUGGCUAGGAAAGGAGAAACCUUGUGUGACUUACGGAUUGAGGGGUAUCUGUUACUUCUUUGUGGAAGUGGCUUGUGCUACUAAGGAUCUGCACUCGGGAGUCUUUGGAGGUUCUGUACACGAAGCAAUGACAGACCUCGUUAGUCUUCUCGAUACUCUAGUGGACGUCAAGGGGAACAUCCUAGUACCAGGCGUGAACGACAGCGUAGCACCUGUGACGGAGGAGGAGAAAAAGUCCUAUGAUCCUAUAGACUUUGAUCUGGAAGAAUAUCGUAAAGAUAUUGGCCACAACAGACUUUUACAUGAGAACAAGCCUGAUCUAUUGAUGCAUAGGUGGCGUUACCCAUCACUAUCUAUACACGGAAUUGAAGGAGCGUUUUAUGAACCUGGCUCAAAGACGGUCAUUCCUCGUAAGGUCAUUGGAAAGUUUUCCAUUCGUCUUGUGCCAGAUCAAAAACCUGCUGAAAUUGAAAAGCUUGUCAUUGAUCAUCUGAAAAAGAAACAUGCUGAAAGUGGAAGCCCUAACGAUAUGAAAGUCAGCAUGGGACACGGUGGAGAGCCUUGGAUGAGUGACUUCAAUCAUCCCCACUACCAGGCUGGUAGAAAUGCAAUGAAAACAGUGUUUGGAGUGGAACCAGACUUGACCCGUGAAGGAGGUAGCAUCCCCGUAACAUUAUCUUUACAAGAGGCUACUGGCAAGAAUGUCAUGUUGUUACCAGUAGGGUCCUGUGAUGAUGGAGCUCACUCACAGAAUGAGAAAAUAAAUCGCUCAAACUAUAUCAAUGGGCACAAAGUCAUUGCCGCCUACUUUGAAGAGCUUGCUAAGCUGUGAGAAAAGCAAGAAGAACAGUAUCAAGAACAAGUAGCACAAGUUUUCAACAAGAAUCACGAUUAAAUCGCACAGAUCAUAGAUUUAUUAUUAAUUAAAUAGCCCUAUUUACAA
Molecule: messenger RNA, 1641 nt
Organism: Actinia tenebrosa (Australian red waratah sea anemone)
Lineage: Eukaryota; Metazoa; Cnidaria; Anthozoa; Actiniaria; Actiniidae
Product: cytosolic non-specific dipeptidase
Biological process (GO): proteolysis
Molecular function (GO): metallodipeptidase activity
Source: RefSeq, a predicted model, not a curated record